Solea senegalensis (Senegalese sole) is the source of this 2733-nucleotide messenger RNA. It is a transcript of the gene atxn7l2a, whose product is annotated as ataxin 7-like 2a. The record is from RefSeq and is a predicted model, not a curated record. Bases 16 to 2415 code for a protein of 799 amino acids. Lineage: Eukaryota; Metazoa; Chordata; Actinopteri; Pleuronectiformes; Soleidae. The transcript has 11 exons.
GCUUGCCGCGCAGUGAUGAUGGCGUCGCGUGAACGCGCAGUAAAAGUAAUGGCUGCUCUGGAUCGGCGGGUGCCUAGCCUCGAUGAUUUCGUGGGUCAAAGCUGGACUGCCUGGGCCGAGUGGGCCGGUGUGACAGCGGCAGAUGGGCCUGAUGUGGAUGACUGCAGCAAGAAUGGCAAAAAGGCUGCAGAGGCCAUGUCUCUCAGUAAGGAAGACAUGUCCAUCUUUGGCCUUUAUCCUGGCCAUGAUGAUUUCUACCUGGUGGUGUGCAGUCAUUGUGGCCAAGUGGUGAAGCCGCAGGCGUUUGAAAAGCACUGCGAGCGACGGCACGGCCCUGUGGCAAAGCUGUAUGCCAGACUGCGCUCUCCCACCCCUGCACCCCAGCCCCAGCAGAGGCCGCACCAUGGCCACUCUCCUUCUCAUGGGACCAGUACUUCUUCUGCUUCAGCCUGGGAUGGUCGAGGGCAGGGCGUUGGGCAGCUACGAGCAGCCCCACCCUCGCCUUCUACCCCACCCCAGUAUAGACACUCCAAGAACUCCAAAGACGGAGUACGACAUUCCCCACUGGAUAAGUCAUCGUCCUACAGCAGCCACACAGAAACAUCAGUAUUCAAGCAGCCACCACCAUUAGAGCCACAGAUGAGCUCUCCACAGCCAUCACUCAGAGACCCUCCCUGGCCACACGGGAGCACUCCACCUGGUAGGGCUUCACCCACUGACAGGCCCCCCAGCCAGAGCCAGAGGAAGGACGUCUCUCUGGCCUCUGUGGUGCCUGGCCAUCGGAUCCCCAGACCCUACAACAAAGUGGCCUCCAGUGAGUACAGAUUGAGAGUUUGCAUAAGGGAAGUUACUCGGCUUCAGCGGGAGAGGGAGUGUGACUUGGACAAACACUGCGGCGUCCUUGAUCCUGACAGGAAGAAAGUCUGCACUCGCCUUCUGACAUGCAAUAUUCACUCCAUCCACCAGCGGAGGAAGGUGGUGGGCCGCAGCAAGAAUUUUGACCUGCUGGUGGCAGAACUCAAGACCAAGGUUCGAGAGAAAGGGACGCUGUCGUUGGAAGGAGGCCCCACCAGUGGACGAUCCCCAAGCCCCGAGGCCCCCAGGGAACAGGCUGGGGCUCCACACUGCAGAAGACCUCUGGCCAGCCUCCCUGCUUUCAGGUCUGCUGGUGUGUCUGAGUGUGUCGCAGAGGAGGAGAAGCAGCGGCAGGAUGAGGGAAGUCUCCGAGCACCAUCGCCUCUCGUUCAUGGACGUAUCUCGAGUGAUGAAAGUGAAGCAGAAGGACCUGAGGAGCCCUCAGAUUUCUCAUCGUCUGCCACACAUCCUAGACCAAUGGCGGUGUGUUCAUUCGGCAGCCAUGCAUUUGGUCACGGCAUCUACACAUUUGACAGGAGACUGCACCACCUGAGGUCAGCGCUCAGCAGCAUGCUGGAACAGCACAUCAGCGCCCACCUUUGGAAGAAAAUACCUCAAGCCACAGACCUUCGAACUCCACCUUCUUCAGCCAAGACCAUCACUUCUUCGUCCCCUUCCUCCAUAGCCAACAUGUCCUCCUCAUCACAUUCUAAGGUCCGAACAGGAAGUCAUAUCAGCUCUUCUCUCAAAACGGCAUCCUCUUGCUCCUCCUCCUCCUCCUGUUCUGCUCCGGGGAGAACGCAGCCUGCCAUGCAGUCGGAGAACUCUGGGGGCAGUGGCAGCAGCAUCGGUGGUGGACACCUGGUGUCUCCAGGUAAGCCUGCAGUCGCAUGUCAGGUGGGUGCUGCGCAGUCCAAGAGCCCAGUGGGACGUUCCAACAAACAGGCGGGGAAGCUGCGCGAAGAUGUUGCUACUGCCGCUGCCCUUCGCAAACGGAAGGCCCCGGCACAGGAAGGGGAGCACUCAGGCCCCGACAGGAACUGCAUCAUUCUCCAGGACCGGGGCCGUCCACCCUCUGCCACCUCUUCCUCCUCUAAAGCCCCCAUUCCCUCAACCCUUCCACACGGACAGACCAAUGGCACGCUUUCUCCCAGCAGCAAACCCCGUCCACAGCCCUCGCCAUCAGAGUCCCACUCACCUGCCGCUAAGGCGGUCUGGACCUACAAACGGACACACCCUUCUCUGGGCCAUCCAUCACCUACAGACACCAACAACUCCCACAGCCGGGCUGUAUCGGGGGACUCAGGACUGCAUGGACAGGGCAGUGGGAGGGGCUUUGAGCAUCAGGGGCUGGUGAAAAAGCGCAAGGGGGGAACCAUGGAGGAGCAUUCGCCAUCCUCCAAACCUUCAGCACACCGCCUGCCCUCCUCCUCUUCCAGCUCUGCCACAACCUCUUCUCCACGGUCCAACUUCUAUCCCUGGAAGGACAGUAAAGGAGGGGGUCUGGCUGGAGGUGUGGAGAAGAAACUCGGCACACAGAAGCCAAAAUUGCACCAUUAAGUGUGCCUGCCUUACAAGCCACUAUGACGGAGCCAGCUCUGCGGCCUCCAAGGCAACAGGACUCAAAAGUGUGUGUGUGUGUGUGUCUUUUGUCUAUUGAGCACAUGGAAGUGUGUGUCAGGUUGUUUGUGUGUGAAGAGUAUGGAUGUUUAUGGUGUGUGUGUGUGUGUGUGGAUGAAUGUCUGUGGGAGUACUGGGGGAGGGUGGAAUGAAAUUCAGAAUAUGGAUUUAGAAAAUACCUCAAGACCAUCCGGUUAUGCUGCUAAAUUAAAUAUGUUGGUUUAUAAAAAUGGAUUAAAAAAUGUCCUUUACACUUGG